ACUCAAAUAAAAAACCAAAAUAUUAUGCUAACUUCUACUCUGUAAUCUGUGGCUAACUUGAACUUGUUGAUUCACUGAUGUGGGAAUAAUGUAUUUAUUUAAUUCAUUGAGAAAUUGUUACACAAAUGGGAGAAUUCCUCUUUCGUUGUCAUAUUUCAGAUCAGAUUUAACCUUAAGAGCUCUCUGUAGUCAACAUGUAGAAUCCGAACAAAAACCACCUAGAAAGAAAACCAUACCUAUUCCUAAAAUAACAUUGAUAUCGGAUUCAAUGGUGAGCAUUACUACUCUUGAGGAAGCAAAGAAACUUUCGAAACGUAGGGACUUGAAAUUGGUUAAGAUUGUUGAUAUGGACGUUAAAACCCAGAGACCCACAUACAAAUUGAUGACAGGUACUGAGUACCAUGAGGAGGAACUGAAGCAGAGGGAAGCUCGAAAAAAACAGAAAAAUAACAGUUUUAUAAAAGGGGAAAAACUGUUGUUUUUGAAAGAUAGCAUUAAUGAUCACGAUUUAGAAAUACAUUGCAAGAAAAUAUUGAAAUGGAUAGCAAAAUCCCUACAAGUUAAUGUUGUAAUAAAUGGUACUUCCAGCAAUGAUAAACUUGAAAAAAUAUACAGUUUCAUAGAACAACAAAUUGGCAAUGAAGGUAGAUUAUUGCAGAAAACAUUGAAGGGUACAGAUUUAAAAUUCCAUAUCAUACCUCCUAAGAAGGAAAAGAAAGAUGAAUUGUGACUAGAGAAACCCUUUAUAUUUAUUUGGUCAAUAUUGUUUAUUUUCAUCCUCAUCAAAUAUACUGUUUAUUACGUAUUAGUGUGCAGAUGACCUACAUUAUAUUGUCAAGCUAGUCUACCAUGUUUAUAUCUGUUGAUUAUGGAUUUCUUUUGUAUAAAAUUAAAUAGUUAUUGAUUUAUAAA
Molecule: messenger RNA, 912 nt
Organism: Coccinella septempunctata (seven-spotted ladybird)
Lineage: Eukaryota; Metazoa; Arthropoda; Insecta; Coleoptera; Coccinellidae
Gene: mIF3
Exons: 2
Coding region: 89-730 (213 amino acids)
Biological process (GO): ribosome disassembly; mitochondrial translational initiation
Cellular component (GO): mitochondrion
Molecular function (GO): translation initiation factor activity; ribosome binding
Source: RefSeq, a predicted model, not a curated record